Messenger RNA from Cylicostephanus goldi, 258 nucleotides. The record is from the annotation of a GenBank genome assembly. Lineage: Eukaryota; Metazoa; Nematoda; Chromadorea; Rhabditida; Strongylidae.
AUGACAAAUUGGAGUUCGGCUAAGAUUUAUUAUCACACACAGCAGCGUGAAAAAUUUGGAGCAGUGCAAGCAACACAGCAUUACACUUCGUUGAAUAUUGAAGGAAAAAUUGAUGGGUAUAUUCAUGCUAUCAAAAAUGGAGCGAAAUAUAUCUACGAAUCGGGAGUGAAUGUUCCUCUUACUGAUGAGAGACUACGGUAUUUCGAGUAUGCCAACAGAACUAGCGGUCUUGUGUACUACAAUCAAGAGGAAAGGAGC